AUGGUUUUGGCGUCUAUAUGGGCUGAUGCCCCAAGUGGAUCAGUUGAACACUCAAAGAAGACUCAACGCAAGAAACCUACAUCAGGCAAAAAUAAGAAAAGUGGAACGAACAGAAUCUCAAGUGCUCCUGUUACUGAAACAUCAACUGAGAAGAAGACUUUUCAUGAGGAAAAGCCAAAAGGGAGAUUAGUCUUUAGCGUCAAAGAUGUGAAAAUAGACAAGAGUACGCCAGCAUCUCCAAGGAAAGGCAACAACAAGAAAAUCGACAAUGCUACUGAAUCAAACGAGAAAGCUGAUAAAGCUAGUAAAGACAAGCUAGAAGUGCUGAAGAAAAAGAUAGAAAAUCAGAAGAAAAUUCUCCAAAAAGCUCAACAUGAGAAACAACAGAAGGCCUUACUGGAAGAAUUCUUAAAUGAUGAUGCAAAAUUUGAUUGGGGGGAUGAAGAUGAGGAAGAUGAAAUUAUCGAAAAGCUGAAUAAUUCUUUGAAAGUUUAA
Molecule: messenger RNA, 495 nt
Organism: Zygotorulaspora mrakii
Lineage: Eukaryota; Fungi; Ascomycota; Saccharomycetes; Saccharomycetales; Saccharomycetaceae
Gene: GFD1
Product: Gfd1p
Exons: 1
Coding region: 1-495 (164 amino acids)
Source: RefSeq, a predicted model, not a curated record